GCUUUAAUUCGCCGUUGAAAUAACAUAGAGGAAGAACAAAAUGGCGAAUGCCGUAGCGCUUGGAGGAAGCGCAAUGCUGAAACGUGAACAACGCGGUCAAAAGCAACGGCGUGCCGCCUUCAAGAAAGAAAGAAGGAAACGAAAACGUCAAGCCCUCGCAAAACUCAGAGACUCAGAAGUACAAGAGGAUGAGUCAAGAGAGGUAUCAGAUAAUGAUGCUGAUGAUGAUGAAGAUGAGGAGAGGAAGGCUGAAGAAGAAAGACAAAGACUUCACCAGCAGUGGCUGCGGAGGGAGGAGGUCGCUCAGGAGGAAUUCAGGCUGAAAACGGAGAGAGAGGAGGCAGCCAGGAAGAAACGGGAGGAGGAGGAGAAGAGAAUAAAGGAGGAAUGGGAGGAACAGCAGCAAAAAGAGAAGGAAGAGAGGGAACGGAAGCAGCAGGAGAAGAUGGACAGAGAGGAGGCAGUACAGAAAAUGUUGGACCAAGCUGAAAGCCAGCUUGAGAGUACAGGUCCGUGGAAAAACCCCGAGGCCCCAGUGGAUUAUGGGACAGAGAAGGACAGGGCCAACUGCCCUUUCUUCCUCAAAACUGGAGCCUGCAGGUUUGGAGACAGGUGUUCCCGCGUUCACGUGCGCCCCGCCUCCAGCACCACGCUGAUGGUCAAGGGCAUGUUCGUGACCUUCAGCAUGGAGCAGAGCCAGCGGGACGACUACGACACCGACGCCAGCCUGGAGUACAGCGAGGACGACGUGCACCAGCACUUCCUGGAGUUCUACCAGGACGUGCUUCCCGAAUUCAGGAACGUCGGGAAGGUGGUGCAGUUCAAGGUGAGCUGCAACUUCGAGCCUCACCUGAGGGGAAACGUGUACGUCCAGUAUGAAACGGAGGAGCAGUGCAGGGAAGCCUUCAUCGCGUUUAACGGACGAUGGUACGCAGGAAGACAGCUGCAGUGCGAGUUCUCGCCCGUCACAAGAUGGAAGACCGCUAUAUGUGGGCUGUUUGACAGGAACAAGUGUCCUAAAGGGAAGCACUGUAAUUUCCUACAUGUGUACAGGAACCCCACCCGGGAAUUCUGGGAGGCAGACAGGGAUCUGAACUCAUCUCCUAACGGUGCAAUCACUGGGUCGUAUUCCGAGCGCUUCUCAGAACGGAGAGAUUGGUCUAGCAGGCACCAUAACUACAGUCCCGAGAGGAAUGGGGGUAGGAGGUGGAGGGGCAGUUUCCGAGGGAGGCGGAGUCGCAGCAGGGAGAGGAGGCGGAGUCAAAGCUGGGAGGGGAGGAGUCGCAGGGAGGAGAGGCGGAGUCGAAGUAGGGACAGGAGAAGUCGAAGCAGGGAGGGGAGGAGUCGCAGGGAGGAGAGGCGGAGUCAAAGCAGGGAGGGUAGGAGUCAGAGGGAGGAGAGGAGGAGUCGAAGCAGGGAGGGGAGGAGUCGCAGAGAGGGGAGGCGGAGUCGAAGUAGGGACAGGCGGAGUCAAAGCAGGGAGGGUAGGAGUCGGAGGGAGGAGAGGAGGAGUCGAAGCAGGGAGGGGCGGAGCCACAGCAGAGACAGAGAGUCCCGGGGGCCGCAGCAGUCGGGGAGAAGCGGUGCCCGAGGGAAGAGGUCAGGGCGUGAGCAUCGGUCCCCGUCCCGGAGUAAGGACAGAGACGGGACGGACAGAUCACCCAGCCGGCAGAGUCCUGAAGGAGAAAAGAGACAGAGGAGUCGAACCGGCAGCCCCAAGGCCGCGGACGGAGAGGACAAAAAGCCCUCGGAGGGCAGUCCCGCUCCGCGCCGCCACAAACGCCCCAAAAAGAGCAGCAAAAAGAAGAAGAGCAAGAAGAAGAAGAGGGGAAAGAACAGGAGCGUCUCGCCCAGCGGCGGCUCGAGCAGGGGCUCUGAGGGAGAGGGAGCAGUGAGCCGGCCCCUCUCUCCUCCCGGCGAGGAGAACACCGAGGCGCCCCAGGCCAGCGCCAGUCCAGCGGAGACGGACCUCCUCCAGCAAGGAGGUGAGGGAGCUGAGCUGCAGGAGGCGGAAACGGACGCUGAGCAGAACGCCGAGCGGAACACCAGUCCGUCUCCGCCAGCCUCGCUACUUGACGCAGUCUUGAGUUAAAACUGGAUGACUUGAGUUCUUAGAUCAAUAGCAUGUGUAAAUAAACCUUAUUUUAAUAAUA
Anguilla anguilla (European eel) is the source of this 2153-nucleotide messenger RNA. RefSeq names its product zinc finger (CCCH type), RNA-binding motif and serine/arginine rich 2 (gene zrsr2). Bases 41 to 2092 code for a protein of 683 amino acids. The transcript is spliced from 11 exons. NCBI's taxonomy places the organism in Eukaryota, Metazoa, Chordata, Actinopteri, Anguilliformes, Anguillidae. Gene Ontology annotation, molecular function: metal ion binding; pre-mRNA 3'-splice site binding. The record is from RefSeq and is a predicted model, not a curated record. Gene Ontology annotation, cellular component: spliceosomal complex; U2AF complex. Gene Ontology annotation, biological process: mRNA splicing, via spliceosome.